AUGGAUUCUCUUACUGAAGGGGACGAGCCCGUAUGGAACGUCAUUGCUCGUACCAGUACCCUCACCGCGGGCUUUCUGCUCGUAUGGCUUCUCAUUUCGUACGUCCGGACGCGAUGCCGACCAGGCCUUCGCAAGAUUCCGGGCCCGUUCCUGGCCAGCAUCUCCAAUCUCGAUAGAAUCUGGUCAUGUGCCAAAGGUCUGCAGCACGACUACCAUCUACGACUCCACAAGCAGUUCGGCCGCUUCGUUCGCGUUGGUCCUAAUCACGUCUCUUUUUCCGACCCGGAGCUCAUUUCCCAGGUCUACAGCAUCACGAGCAGGUUCGACAAAUCAGAGUUUUAUUCCAUGUUCGACGUGAUUAGUCCCGCCGGUCGGAUGAGCACCACUCUAUCCUCUCGAAACGAAGCUGAACACAAGGCCCUUCUGCGUCCAAUCGCCCAUGCCUACAGUUUGAGCUCGCUGAAGGAGCUCGAGCCAAUGAACGACGAGUGCUCUGCCAUCUUUCUCAGCAAACUCGAUGGCCUGGUCGGGCAAAAUGUCGAUCUCGGCGAAUGGCUGCACUGGUAUGCCACCGACGUGAUCAUGUCCGUCACCUUUUCCAACCGUCUAGGUUUCAUGGAGCGGGAGGAAGACGUCGACAACAUCAUCCGUGCGGUCGACGGGAGACGCAGCUACAACGCCAUCAUCGGUCAGGCCCCAUCCCUCCAUCCCUAUCUGUUCGGCAACCGCCUCGUGGCGUGGCUGACGAAUUUCAUCCCCUCCAUCGCAAUCCUGAACUCGUCGAAGCACCUCGUCGACUUCACCGCCCAACAAAUCCAACACCACGACAAGGCCGCUACGGAAACACCAAGCACCGACAAACCCAAGCUCCCAGACCUGCUCUCCCGCUUCCGCAAGUCGCGCAACGAAAUGAGCAAAGCCGAGUUUCUCAGCGCAACAAUCACGAACAUCUUCGCCGGCAGCGACACGACCGCCGCCUCCCUCAGCGCAAUCUUCUACUACCUCAUCCGCUCCCCCGAAGCUCACGCCGCCCUCCUUGCCGAAAUCGACGCCGCGGAUCGCGCAGGUCAACUCUCCGACCCCAUCACCUUCGCUGAAGCGCAAAACCUCAAAUACCUCCAGGCAACAAUCAAAGAGGGCCUGAGAAUGCAUCCCGCCGUCGGCUUGCUCCUCGAACGAGUCGUGCCCGCUGGCGGAGCGCAACUAGGUCCGCACUGGCUGCCCGCAGGCACAAUCGUCGGCAUGAACCCGUGGGUCGCAGCGCGGGAUAAAACGACGUACGGCGCAGACGCAGACUCCUUCCGUCCGGAACGAUGGCUGGAAGCAGACGACGCGAAGCUGAGGGCGAUGGAGCGCAACUUUUUGGCCUUUGGAGCGGGCACGCGCACGUGCUUGGGGCGGCAUAUUUCGCUUUUGGAGAUGUCCAAGGUCGUGCCGCAGGUGUUGCGGAGGUUUGACUUUGAGCUGGGCGCGCCGGAGCGGGAGUGGAGGGUGCGGAAUCAUUGGUUUGUGAUGCCGAGGGGGUUUGUGUGCAAGGUAAUGCGGAGGGAGUAG
Molecule: messenger RNA, 1554 nt
Organism: Neohortaea acidophila
Lineage: Eukaryota; Fungi; Ascomycota; Dothideomycetes; Mycosphaerellales; Teratosphaeriaceae
Product: putative P450 monooxygenase
Exons: 1
Coding region: 1-1554 (517 amino acids)
Molecular function (GO): monooxygenase activity; iron ion binding; oxidoreductase activity, acting on paired donors, with incorporation or reduction of molecular oxygen
Source: RefSeq, a predicted model, not a curated record